AUGGCGGCGGCAGCGGACCGUCCUCCCGCGGAGGCCGCCAAGCCCCUGCUGGGGCUGCUGAACGGCAUCGCCCAGGCCACCUACUACGGCAACGCGGAGAUCACGGAGGAGCUGCUGCGGGACCAGCUCUACCCGGAAACGGCGCCGCAGGAGUUCCGAGCCUUGCUGGCCAAGACGACGGGCGUCGUCAAGGUAACGGGGGCGGGGCCGGCGGGCCAGGUAGAGAUGCCGGGCAGCCAAUGGAGCGGCGCGUUGGGGGCGUCGGGGCGGGCGGAAGGCGGGGCGGCGCAGCUGAGCAGCCAAUGGCUUCGAAAGAGGACUAGACAAAUCAGGCCGUGUGGUCUAGUGGUUAGAGCGUCAGACCAGGACCUGGGCGAUCCGGGUUCAAAUCCCCCAGCGAGGGGGAUGACCUUGGUCCAGUAGCUCACUCUCAGCUCAGCCUUACCUUCCUCACAGGGUUUGUUAUGUACUGAGUUGAAUAGGAUCCAGAAUGCAGCAGUCUGAUUGGUCCUAGAACAAUAGGAUCCAGAAUGCAGCAGUCUGAUUGGUCCUAGAACAAUAGGAUUCAGAAUGCAGCAGUCUGAUUGGUCCUAGAACAAUAGGAUCUAGAAUGCAGCAGUCUGAUUGGUCCUAGAACAAUAGGAUCCAGAAUGCAGCAGUCUGAUUGGUCCGCAGGAGUCACCCAAUCCAGCCCCAGGUGGAAGGGAAUCCGCAACCUGAUUGGCCUACAGAUGAAUCCCGGAAUUAGCCAAUCACGUGGGGCCCAUUGUGUAAAUAAUGUAUAUAAAGCAGACAGUUUGGGGAAACUUCCAUUCAUCCUCACCACUAUGAGCUGAAUAAAGAGCAUGAAAUCCACUCUCAACUCCGAGUAUAUUUCAGGGUUGUUAUGGGGAUAAAAUGAGAAAAAGUUGGGAUAUAAAUGCAGUGAAUCAAUUCACAGAGGAGACGGCGAUAUGGAUGGCUCCACCGUCAGAAGCUUCUGGAUAUCACAUGCUCAGAUCCUGGUCUCUGGUUUCCCAGAGGCAGCUGCUCAGCCACGUGGGAGACCAGGAGGCUGGGCUAGACCAUUGGGCUGAUCAGGAUACAGUGGUACCUCUGGAUGUGAACGGCAUCCUGAAGCGAACGCAACUCUGCACGUGCGUCUGCGCAAGCGGCAAAGCCGUGGAGCAUAACCUGAAAACGCUCAAGCCGAAGCUACUUCAACCUGAGCUAUGAAUGUGCAGGGCUCUUCUUGGGUUCUCAUGAAACACCAUGUUAGGGUUGCCAUGCGUCCAGAAAUUUCCAGACAUGCCCGGAUGGAAAUUGCUAAAAUCCGGACGUAUGGCAACCUUAAAUAGCGUUUCUUCAGUGAUUUCCCCUAAAAAGUCACUGAAAACCUUCGUUUCUUGUUGCAAAUAUGCCAAAAAGGCUCAACAAUUUUGCCCGGCCCUCAAACCCUAACGUGAUUGAAAAGCCAGAGUUGGGAAAUUUUCCUAGUUGCCUUCAAGUGGUGAGCAUUGCUCAUAAAGCAAGUGCCAUGUAAAAAAAAACCAAAAAAACAAACAAACCGGGGGGGCACAGUUCCAGGUUCUGGGGUGGCCUCUGGCAGAAUGCCUCUAUUUAUUUAUUACAUUAAUAUUUCACAUUUUUCUUUCAAGGAGCUCAAGGUGGUGUACAUGCUUCUCCUCUCUCCAUUUAAUCCUCCCAACAACCCUGGGACGUAGGCUUGCACUGAGAGAUGGUGCCUGGCCCAAGGUCACCCAGUGAGCUUUGUGGCUGGUGUGAAUUUGAACCCUGAUCUCCCAGGUCAUAGUCCAACACACUAACCAUUGUUCUCCAGUUUAGCAGAGGCCUUCCCACCAGCCGCCAGGAGAGAGACAGGAUGAGAAACUGGGCAAGGAGGGAGCAGGGCUCACCUCAGUCUGGGUGGCACAGAACGUAGAAACACAUUAUUUUUAUUAUAUUUACAUCCUGCCUUUUCUCCUGACAAGGAUCAAGGUGGCUUACAGAUAAAAUAAGAGCAGCUGAAAACGGGGUGGGAAGGCAAGGAAUAAUUAAAAAACAAUUAAAUUUUAAUAGGAUUACAACUACAUGUAUAAAAUCUAUUAUAUGGGUACAGACUAGGAGAUUUUUUGAACAGUGGGCCCCAAAGACCAUGAAAUGCAGGCUUAUGCCCAAAUAUAUGCAAAUAGAAGCACUGUGAUCAUUCUCAACAGGAGCAAUUGGCAAGAGUUUUUUCUAAACUACUUUCAACAUCUCUGUUGGGACAGAGAUCCCUGGUACCAACUGAGCCCUAAACUAGAAUUAAAGAUGCUGACAAAUUUUUGAUCAGCAAUAUAACGUUGCAGUUUACCUUUGAAAUUCUUUAGUUUGAAAAGCUUUUUCUUUUAGGUCAUCCACAAAAUAUCCUGUGAGACUGAAAUGUUUUACCACUUGUUUCUGAAUGUUGUGAUUUUUUUAACAUCAGAUUUCUAUUUUUAUUUCGAAUGCCAGAUUUGUAUCCCUUUGUUCAUUUAUGCAGAAGCAAGGGUGCAUAUUACUUCAGAGAAGGAGCCCCUACUGCUGUAGCUGAGGGCAUUUCUGUUGUGACCCACAUGCCUCAUUCAAAAGCAGGGACCCUUUUCAUGCUGAGGGCCACAGGCAAUCUCUGUGGGGCCACGUGCUAAGGCAAGGAGGAUACUGCAAAUGUAUGUGAUGCAACAAAUGCGAAUUUUACGUUUGUACAAUAGGGUAGUUUCGACACACACUCACCCAUGCUUUUCUAACCUCCAUCCAAGCAAGCAAGACUUAUUUAUUUGUUGUAUUUAUAUAGCUCCUUUCAGGUGGACCUCACAAAUUGCUUUAUGUAAAGUUAUUAUUGUCGGAAAUCAAGCCUUUAUCAGGAGAAACUGGCAACUCUCCCAGGCACCCGGCUUGGUCUCCUGUUGACCUCCCUGCCUGCUUUCCCGGCAAGAUCCAGGCAGAGGUCGCGAUAGGCGAUCCUUCUCAGCGUGAGAAGAACACACCCCUCUUUCCCCUGCCGGGGGAAAGAGAUAGACAAAAACGUAUUUACAUUCCUUUAUUUCUGUCUUUGCAGCGUUGCAGAAAACAUGACUGCUCUCUUCAUACUCCUGCAGUCGAGAGAGAACAAACACUUCCUGUCCAGCUCAUAUUACACUCUGAGCUAAUUCCGGUGCCCUCUGCACUGUGAAUUGACUGUCCCUCUGUUUCCCACGGAACAGUCCCAACAUUCCCAUUAUGUUUUGCUUUCAAGCUACCAGCAGCUCGCGGCUGCAUUGCUUCAAUAUCGUAACAUACUCCCCCAUAUGAAUCAAUGUGCACUGCGAGCAAAGCGUGAUCCAGAGAAGAAAACAAACAGUUGUUAUACAUAUAACACUCCUGUUGUUUCAGUUCCACCCUUAGAACUACCCGCCACUGGUUUCCCCAGUGUACCUCUCUGGUUGUCUGUCUUCCAAGGAAUGAGUGCAUCUGCAUUACCUUGGCUAGGGAAUGUAGUGUUACGCUUAGCAACUCCCUGUUGUGUCUUUGUCUCUGACUUAGACACACCUUUAACCUGUCUUGAGUUGUCAACAAUAGUAACACAUGCUACAGCCGAGUUAGCAAACUCUUUUGAAUACCUCUUGGGUGGUACACCCUUUGUUACUCUCUCGGACCUGCGUAUGAGGUGCUGAUUCUCUCUGCUCACUGGUUCAGUCUCAGGACUCUUUGGAGAACCAGUUCCAAUAGUAAACAGUGGUUCAUCCUUCACCUGUGAAGGUCUUUCCAUUGUGUGAGAUUUCCUCUCAAUGACUGUGUCAACUGAGCUCUUUGAGCUAUCACUGUCACUCUCAGUACCACUGUAAUCAGUAAAAUCAUCAUCAUCAUCUCAAUUGUCUUCAGUGGGAAAUGUGUGAACAAUUACUCUCUCCUGUUCAGGAGCACACUCUAGAAAUUUUGUGAGAACCACCUGACCAGAUUCAGACAAAAUUACUCUGUAGAGACCCUUUUCAUAACCCACAAAAAUGCCUCUAGCAUUCUUUACUCCACCUGGAGCAUCAGAUUUCACAUGAGACCCAAAAACCUUAAAAUGGGCAACAGAAGGUUUUCUGUGGAAUAGCUUUUCAAAAGGAGAACUUCCCAAACAUUUUGAAACCUUUCUCAACCAAGAGUAACAAUAACACAAGAACGAUUCCGCCCAAUACUCAUGUGGCAAAUGUGAACUCAGCAAUUGUGCCUUCAUGCCAUUUUGCAAUUCUUUGUUCACUUGCACACAGACACUUUUGUUCCAUGCUCCUGCAGAAACAGCAGUCUUGUGCCUUAUCCCUUUCUUAUCCAGGAAAUCCUGAAAAUCCUGCAAAAGAAAAACUGGCUUUUCAUCUGUGAAAAGACAAUCAAUGUUAGCAUCAUGAACAUUUUUAACCUUGUCACAAAACUCUUUAAACCUUUCUAAGGCUUCUUGUGGUUUCUGCAAUAUAUAUACCCACACAUAAUGAGAGAAAUAAUCCACACACACAAGAUAAUAUCUUGCAUUGCCUCUAGAUGGUGCUAGAGGACCAAUCACAUCAGCAUACACUCGCUGAAAAGCUUUGGUUACUUGCGUCGUCUUCUGGACAUUUUUCGUCAUACCUGCAAGAGAAAUCAUGUUAGACUCAGAUGCAUUACAACUUAUGCAAUCGCUUUGAUCAAAAGUCAACAAAUACAGUCCAUCUUUCUCUCUGGCAGAAAGAUACAGCUCUCCAUCUUUGAAGAUUUUGCAGCUUUUUCUAUCAUAGGACAAA
Messenger RNA from Podarcis lilfordi (Lilford's wall lizard), 4736 nucleotides. The record is from the annotation of a GenBank genome assembly. Lineage: Eukaryota; Metazoa; Chordata; Lepidosauria; Squamata; Lacertidae.